Haliotis rufescens (red abalone) is the source of this 2326-nucleotide messenger RNA. RefSeq names its product testis-specific serine/threonine-protein kinase 3-like. Gene Ontology annotation, cellular component: cytoplasm. The transcript has 4 exons. Lineage: Eukaryota; Metazoa; Mollusca; Gastropoda; Lepetellida; Haliotidae. Bases 81 to 1160 code for a protein of 359 amino acids. Gene Ontology annotation, biological process: protein phosphorylation; microtubule cytoskeleton organization; intracellular signal transduction. Gene Ontology annotation, molecular function: ATP binding; protein serine/threonine kinase activity; tau-protein kinase activity. The record is from RefSeq and is a predicted model, not a curated record.
CGUGACGUCACGUUGCAACAGAAGAACAAUCAUUCUACGCCGCGCGAUGGUCGCUCCUGUCUGUAGAGAUUGUUAAGUUUAUGAAAGAUGUAACAGGCAAAAUGAGUCGUAUUGUCAAAGAUUUAGUCAUGUCGGAGGAAGAAUCGGAGCUGAAGAAAAGGGGAUAUUGUCUCGGAACUACCCUUGGAGAAGGUUCUUAUGCUAAGGUGAAGAGCGCGUUUUCCGAGAAGCUUCACAAGAGGGUUGCGGUCAAAAUUAUUAAUCGCAAACGCGCGCCAAAGGACUUUCGGGAAAAAUUUCUGCCGCGGGAACUUCAAGUGUUGAAAGUAGUGGAUCAUCAUAAUGUUAUCGCACUGUUUGAAAUCCUGGAGAUUCAUCACAAGUUAUACAUAGUGAUGGAGCAUGCAGGUCACGGUGACCUCUUGGAGUUUAUAAAAUUGAGGGGGGCCCAGUCUGAAGACCAAGCCCGCAAGAUGUUCAAGCAGAUGAUGGAUGGGAUAGAUUAUCUCCACCAGAAUCACAUAGCCCACAGGGAUCUCAAGUGCGAGAACCUUCUGCUAGACAGUGAGAACACAAUCAAGGUAUCGGACUUUGGCUUUUCCCGGUUCUAUGACAACGGAGUCACCAGUAAGACAUUCUGUGGAAGUGCUGCCUACGCAGCUCCGGAAGUUCUCCAAGGUAUCCCGUAUCACGUGCCUCUUCAUGACAUCUGGGCAAUGGGGAUCAUCCUCUAUAUUAUGGUAUGUGCCUCAAUGCCGUACGACGACUCCAACCUGAAGCGCAUGGUCAGAGACCAGACUGAGAAGAAGGUCAGUUUCUCCAAGUCCAAGAAGAUCUCCGUGGAAUGUAAGGAUUUGGUACACCGAAUACUCGAGGUGAACGUCAAGAAACGCGCCUCCAUUGCCAUGAUGUCGGAGCAUCCGUGGAUAAGAGGAGCCAGUGGCUCCGCAAGCACAUCAGUGAACCAGCCAUACCCGAUACAGCCAGUCACCAGCGAGGACAAGAAGAAGGACAAAGUGAGCGAAGACAAAGUGCGCGCAACAUUUAUGACUGACCUUCACCUUCGACCGGAAGAAAGAGAUGGCAAAAAGAAGUCCAAGGACAGAGUUGGAAAGAGUGAGACGCCGGAUAUGACGCUUCAGUCGGAGGCUAAAGCGUGAGUGCGGUUGAGUGAAUAUGUUCUCUAACGCUGUUAACGCGUUGUAAGGUUUUAUUGUUCGCUACGUCGGAAAAGUGCAAUAUCUGUUAAGAUUGUUUCAAUAUUUGUUGUUUUGUUUUCUGGUUUUAUGCUAAUGGUUGUAUUUGAAUAUGUCUGAUCAUGGUUAUGUGUACGUGGUUUGUACAAAAAUUGAACAUUCGGAUUCAAAGGCACUAUAAAAGUUUUAUAAUCAUGUAUGUAUCACAAAAGUAUUAUUUCUGUUUUGACAAAACAAAUUCCAUCUUGUGGUACAAUGCUGGUGUCGGGGGUGUGUGACUGCACGUAUUCAUAUAUGCCUUGUCUUGCUUUCGUUGAUUUGACUUUUAAUCUUGUCAUGCCUAUUGCUGUUAUUCUUGGUUUUUAAAGUGAGUGAGUGAGUUGGGUUUAACGCCGCUUUUAACAAUAUUCCAGUUAUAUCACGGCGUUGUUUUUUUAAAGACGGUAAUUGUUGUUUUAUUACUCUUAUUUUAUACAGCUUGUGUAUCUGUUUCAUUAACCAUUGUUACAUGCAAAUUGUUACGAUUCAAAAGUUGUCCAAUUAUACGUAGCAUAACUCUAAGUGCGCGUUUGCAUGUCCGUGAUCCAAGUACAGAAAAGUUUUUGCGUAUGCGUGCGCGCGCUUGUGUGUGUGUGCGUGUGCGUGCGUGUAUGUGCGUACCUGCAGCUGUGUGAGAGUGAAUAAAAGAGAGUCCACCUUUUUGAUAGUUUUAAAUAUUAUUAUUUUAGAUAAAUUUGUUGUACACAGAAACCUCGGUAAUCCAGACCCCUUAAUUUUGGAAUCCCCUCCUUGAACGCCUACAUACUGGGGGACUUAACAUUAAAUCAAUUAUUCUUUUGUACAGACAUUUGUUAAAUCCGGGCGAUUUAUCAUCCGGAUUAACGAGGUUUUACUUUAAUCACUUAGCGCUGUGUUAGGUGUCUUAACGUGUUACUUUUAAAUGGUUUUCUAUUGUGAUGUUAUUUACCCAUUGUUGUUAUUUUAAGCAUCUGUGUGAUACCGUCAUGCACGUGUGUGUGCGCGUGUACUGUACCAAUCGUUAUUCACGCGUUUCGAAGGUUAUUACAAAUGAAUGCAUGAAUUUUACUUUUGUCAAAAUAAAUUGUGAUAAUAAAUUGUUUUCUAUACAA